This is a messenger RNA of Ectocarpus siliculosus, 1640 nucleotides long. The record is from the annotation of a GenBank genome assembly. Lineage: Eukaryota; Phaeophyceae; Ectocarpales; Ectocarpaceae.
AUGGUGGGCAUCCUGGCCGCGUUGUUCAACGACCUAGAGGAGCGAUACUCAACCACUUACGGACAGGACCCUGUCGUGGACGAUGCCGUGCUGGGCUUCAUCCAGCGCAUCAAGGACAUCGGGCAGGGGAUGACGGUCUUCACGGUGUCGAGGCUGCAGACGCACUCGCUUAUUUCCAACACUGUGCAGCUGUGCCACCGUAUGGCGGGGGACCAGCACAGCCAAUUGGCGAAGGACUACCCUUCCGUGGAGCAAGUGGAGUACGACACCUACGACCAAAGUACCGAUGACGGGGGAAGGGUGUUGGAAGAUGAUGACAGCGAUGACGACGACGAUGACGCCUGGGGAGGGCGUGAUCAACGGGCCCGAUCACCAGCGGGAGGCAGCGUAGAAGGUACGGGAGCGUCAGGAGGAGGAGCAGGCGGUGAGAACGGCGCAGCCGCCUCCAAUCCGGCCAAGAGGCGAAAGCGCUCCUCCGGCGGCGCCGUCGCCGGCGAUGGUGGUGGUGGGGCUAGCAGUAGCGGCGGGGCUGCCGAUGGCGGUGGGGCUAACGUGGGCGAGGAGGUAGAGGAAGGGUUCGAAGACAUGCCACUCUCUUCCGCGGGGAAGGGGAAGAAGAAGGGGAAGGGGAAGCCGGGCGCCGGCGCGGGGGCGGAGAACGGGACGAAGAAGGAGGCCAAGGAGCGGGAGGGGGAGGCCCGAAAGGAGGAAGUGGUGGCGGGGCUCAUGGUGCGAGAGAGGUACCAUGCGGUGGUGAUUAAGCUGGUGGCCAGGUCGAAGUGGGCAUCGGAACCCGCGGGGCGUGCGCACAAGGACGUCAUUACGAGAGCAAGAGAGGUCAUCAUGACCAUCUUUAUAGACUCCUUCCACCGGAGGCUGCUGUCUCUGCACAGACUGGUGACGUCCCUGGACCAGUUGGACCGGAUGAUCGCUUGGGCGGACGACGUGGAGGAAGGUGUCAACGCAAAGGAAGCAGGAGUGCUCGGUCCGGGGAUGCCGAUGAGCGAGAUAGGCCUUACCAACAUCGCGCUCACCGUCCCGGAAUAACUGCGGGUGUGUCUUUGGCAUACCGUAGUUCGUAUUUUAAGGUGCGCCCUGUCCCUGUUUCUCCAGCGGUUCUUUCCAUGGUUUGUUGGAGUGCGAAUACCGUCCUCUGUUCCUUUUUUUUUCGGGUUUUCAUCGUGUGUCAUCGAAGCAUGAGCGAGCGAUGUGUGCGAUCGCGUAGAGCGCCCGGAGGAUGAUGAUGGCUGUUUGAAUGCCAACCCGGAGGAACCAGUGCCUAGCAAAAGAGCGCAAGCAACACCAACCGGUGGGGGGGGCGUGUAUCGCGGUGGACCUUUUUUCCGAUAAGAGUGAACUUGAACGUGUUUACAUGGCAGUAUGGCAACGUAGGUGAGAUGCACCUCCAUGGGUUGCGUUCUCGGGUAUGGCGUGCUCGUGUCCAAGGAGCGUGUGCAACGGUGGGGCUCCUCAUGUCACGCCCCCCCCCCUACUUCGGAGGAGAAAGUUUUCGACUCAUUGUUUCGCCCUUGCACACCGAGGGACGUAGUUUGUGCGACUCGCAAGGGACAGCGGUGUCCGAAACGCGUAGGUGAAGAACUUGUUUGGUCCCAAACCUGUGCUUUGGAAAAGCUCGUGAC